Molecule: messenger RNA, 945 nt
Organism: Echinops telfairi (small Madagascar hedgehog)
Lineage: Eukaryota; Metazoa; Chordata; Mammalia; Afrosoricida; Tenrecidae
Gene: CCDC196
Product: coiled-coil domain containing 196
Source: RefSeq, a predicted model, not a curated record
AUGAAAGUGUUUCACUUGUUACAAGAGGUGCUGAUUGGCUGUGGAAAAGAGGACAUCAGAAUACCAAAGAUUCUUCUACUUUCAAUUAUUCUUAAGCAAGGACAGAAAGGAAGAAGUUCUAAAGCAAAUGACAACUACUUAAAGGAACUGAAUGAUGACAUAAAGCUAAGGAAGCAAGAAUUGCUAGAGAUCCUAAAACCCCUAGAAGAUAAGAACGACCUCUUAUUCCAGAAGUUAAUGUCGAACUUGGAAGAGAAACAAAGAAGUCUGCAGAUCAUGCGGCAAAUCAUGGCAGGAAAGGUGGGUGACGAUUCCUCGGAGGAUCUGAUGAAGGAAGCAGAAGAAAUGAAGCAGAAUCUUGAAAAGAAAAACAAGAUGCUUCGGAAGGAAAUGGAGAUGCUAUGCAACGAGGCAUUUGAAAUAGAAGAGAUGGAUGAGCAACAAAAACCACCACAGAUAAAAAAUAAGACAGACUUGCAGGAUGGAAAGGCUCCCAAGACCCCCUCAGCAUUUAGGAAGACCAAGAGUGACCUGGACACAUCAUGUACAGAGAGAGUGGAAGAGAUAAGAAAGGAAAAGCAACAAAGGAAAAUCCAAUGGGUCAGGUAUCGGGAGCAAGCCAACAUCCAGAAUGACUUUCAAGGCAAAGUGAUAGAGCUCAAAAUUGAAGCCUUGAAGAACUACCAGAAGGCCAAUGACCUGAAAUUAUCAUUGCACUUACAGCAAAAUUUUGAGCCAAAGCAAGCAUUCUUAAAUCUCCCUGGUUUCCAAGGCACUAUGGGCGGUGUAACUACAGACAAAGCAACCACAGGCAAACAUGAACCGAAUAUGAGAGAUCUGGGAUCAAAGACCAACACACAACAACAAAGAGCUAAAGAAAGGCAGUGUGGUGAUGUAGGAGGGAGCACUCUUCUGAGGUCAUUACCAGAUGAAGCUCUCAAGUAG